ACGAUGAACUUAACCAACCUUUUGAUACAAAUCUUAGAAUGUAGGAGAUAUUUCACAACAGAUCUUGCCAACAGAGGACUGAUAAGCUUUUAACUGUUGCCAACCACUUUGGACUUUCCUUCGGGCUUCUCCUCAGUUUUAAAACGUGUUUGCUAGGGAGAGAUUUCCACUCUUAUAAAUAAGAGUUUGUUUCCCUCUUCAACUCACGUGGGAUCUCACAAUCUACCUCCUUCGGGGCCCAGUGUCUUUGCUAGCACUAGUUCCUCCUUCGAGGCUCAACGUUCUUGUUGGUAUUCGUUCCUCUCUUCAAACGUGGGGUCUCACAUGAAAAUUCAUACUCCAUAAGAAUUUAGGCUCGAUGGGAAAGCAUAUUAUUGGGAAUGAAUCAUUGAGUACCAAUGUGUCCCUUUAUUUAUGAAAAGGGUCAAAUAUCGAAGUUGUGACAAAGAGCUUCUUUCAGUCACUACUAUUAUUGAUCUAAAUGGAUCUCUUUAGCAUCAUUCAUUCUUUUCUUCAAUUCCUUCACCAAAUCUCUAUUAUUAGUAGAAUACAAAUAUGAUUUCACUGCACAGAAGCAUCUAAGCACAUAAUCUUUGAGUUUUACUCGUAGAUCUGAGUCAAUAUGAGAGCCCACCCUGACUCUUUUAGCUUCUAGUGGGAAAUGGGAGAAGCCAAAAUAUCAAGUCUUGUUGUCUCCGAAUGUAAAUUUCUCUCAACUUGCCUCGCUGGUGUACAGUCUCCUAACAACGUGGCCAAUUCUCUUUGGAAGAAAUCCCACCAAAUAAACAUGUAUAAUUUGAACAUUCUUUGAUUUUUUGCACUAAUAUUCCUAUAUAUCUGCCUUCAAUCUUCUUGCUUAGACUUGUGUUUUCCACUCCCAAGUCUUCCCUUUUCAUUGUCUCUGCAUAUUCUUCUUCUUCUCCUUCUCCUGACUUUGGUUUCUGAAGUGAAAGGGGAUUCUUGGUGGCUGAUCCUUCAAUCUUCUCCGUUUCUUGUUCAUUUUGGUGUCUUUUGUGAAGCUAAUUUCGAUGAUGUUCUUGCGUUUGAUCCUUCUUCUUCCUUGUUUUGCUGAUUUUACUGAUUGAUUGAGCUUCUUCAUGCUUUGUGACUCUGUUCUGUAUCUGCCCACUUGUGAAUUCUGAUCUUAACCAAAAAGCUUCUCAGACUUGUUAGAGUGAGUGUUUUUUCAGAUCUAACAUGUCGGCGGCGGACAUGGCUUCUUUGUCGGGGGACAGAGCUAACUGCCGCCGGAAACCGGCUGCUUCCGGGGACUCUGCAAAGCUGGAGCAAAAGCUUGUAAGGAUCAUCGUCACAGACGCCGACGCCACCGAUUCGUCCAGUGAAGAUGAAUUGAUUUUGGGAUCAAGAACGGGAGUUAGAAGACAAGUAAGAGAGAUCACAAUUAAUCGUUACUCUGUUCUUGAUGGUUCUUCAGCAGAGUCCCCUGUUUCGGAGAUCAGCAAGAAGCGGAAUCGUAGAUCACGUAGGUCCAAAUCAUCUUGCCGGAAGAAGUUCAGAGGAGUCAGACAGAGGGCUUGGGGCCGUUGGGCGGCGGAAAUCCGGGAUCCGAUUCGCCGAAAGCGGAUAUGGCUUGGAACCUUUGAUACGGCGGAAGAGGCGGCGGCGGUUUACGACCGAGCUGCUUUGGAACUCCAGGGCCCAAACGCCAUAACGAACUUCUCCAGUGAUGGGGCAGUUACAACGGCGGCCGACGGGGGUAACAAGCAGGAGGACGGCUUAGACUCGCCCAAAACGACGGCGGUUUGGUCGCCGGCGUCAGUACUCUAUUACGACGGCGUGUUUACUCCGAUAGAUGAGAUGCUUUAUUGUGGAGAGAUCGAUGAAUUCGAAUUUGCCAUGGCGACGGCUAGCUUGCCGGCGGCGCGGAGGCAGUACGGCGGCGAAGAAGAUUUCGGGGAGUUGGAGCUGGACUUGGACUAUUUCUUGGUUGACGUCAUUUACUAAGUGGGGAAGGUUCCGAACAGCAUGGAAUGUCCAUUAAUAUUCAACGAGGUUGCGAAUUAAAUAAUAAAAUGAUGAUAAAUCUAUUAUAUUAAAAAUUAGGUGAAAUUUGUGAUGUGGCUGAAAUUAAUUAUAAAUAACAAGUUUAGGGAGUGUGAUAAGGAAAA
Cucurbita moschata (crookneck pumpkin) is the source of this 2129-nucleotide messenger RNA. RefSeq names its product ethylene-responsive transcription factor ERF069-like. The coding region runs from base 1198 to 1965 and encodes 255 amino acids. Gene Ontology annotation, biological process: regulation of DNA-templated transcription. The record is from RefSeq and is a predicted model, not a curated record. The transcript has a single exon. NCBI's taxonomy places the organism in Eukaryota, Viridiplantae, Streptophyta, Magnoliopsida, Cucurbitales, Cucurbitaceae. Gene Ontology annotation, molecular function: DNA-binding transcription factor activity; DNA binding.